This is a messenger RNA of Dreissena polymorpha, 2827 nucleotides long. RefSeq lists its product as uncharacterized. Bases 480 to 1691 code for a protein of 403 amino acids. Gene Ontology annotation, molecular function: lipid binding. Gene Ontology annotation, cellular component: extracellular region; membrane. NCBI's taxonomy places the organism in Eukaryota, Metazoa, Mollusca, Bivalvia, Myida, Dreissenidae. The record is from RefSeq and is a predicted model, not a curated record. The transcript is spliced from 5 exons. Gene Ontology annotation, biological process: lipid transport; lipoprotein metabolic process.
UAGCAACAUUCAUUCAAGAAGGAAGGGCACUGCGAUCACUUUGGAAAGGCACACGGUUAGAAGAGCCUGUGUUAUCCAACAUAUUUACUUGGAUCAGCCACGAGCUGUUCCGAGACAUCGAACUGACGCCUAUUGCUCUACGACAUGCGAUACAAAAACAUCUUUUAACCGGCCGGAAAGAUAUAACAGAGGUCCUUAUAGACAUAUUUACCGGAUCUGGGCAGAAUGAGAACACGCUUGAAGCACUCCAAAAUCAAGUACUUGACCCACAGUAUGACAAGGCUAAUUAUGCUAUAUAUUUCUAUUGUCUAGCAACGUUUCUUGACAUUGACAUUUAUGUCGUGAAUUCAGAGAGUAACAAUGAAUGCAAAUGGAACGAAUACAAGUCAUUGAAAUUACUGAAUAUUGAACAAGAAAUAGAUUACAGAAACAAGAUCUACAAGUUUGAUGUUAACAGAAAUAAACAACCCGGCUUCCUGAUGGCGUACAUGCACAUGGAUGCCAGCGGACUGAAUAUGUACAAAAUACGAUCACAAUCAAGCCAUCCUCGGAGACCGGAAUGCAAAGGAAUGGUCGAGCUGGAGGCACGAAAAUUAAAAAGUACUCCACUAGGUACGAUUACAGUACCGACCUGGUUGGUUGUUGAUGUUCAACAGAAUGCCGCUCAGAUACCAGAGAAGUGCAAACGUAUCAGCUUCUGGGUAGAAGAAUUUUGUCGUGAAACAGACUGCUGGCAUAUUUAUGUAAUGGUAAUUGAGGUCCCAAAUUCAGACUCUUGGAGUAAACACAGAGUACCAAGUUCUGAUUCCACACUCCGUCUUAAGUUAAUAAAGCAUUUGUCAGACGCUUCAAGGGAUCACGUGUUAACGUUCUGCAGAAUUCUUUUAAGGCGUUGCGAAUUCAAAGUUUUAGAGGGUUUGAGUGACCACUUUAAAUCAGCUGAUAUUCCAUUCACACAUAAAUACGCAGUUUUAAGCAAUUUUGAGACGGAAUUAGGAAAGUUCAAUGCAGCUAUAUCAGUCGGGACAAAACCGUCUGAAUUUCAAGAAAGGAGGGGAAGAGUCAACAAUGCAGUCAUUGGUACAUCCAUAUCCGGCUUGGUUGGAGGUGUUCUCGGAGUUGUUGGUCUUGCUCUCAUUCCAGUAACAUUCGGAGUAUCCUUAGGUUUAACCAUUGCCGGUGGUGCGAUUGGUGCCUCAAGCGGAAUAGUGCAAGGCGGUUUCCGCGUUCACGAAGCGGUUAAGCAGAACCAAUCAACUGCUAAAAUUAGGGAAACGUUGGAAAAGGUAAGAGGCGACUUUGAACAAGCGCUUACAGAUUUCACGGGAGAAUUCAAAAUAGAUGCCAUUGGAAACAGCGGUCCUGAAAGUCCAGGUUUGAACAUUCGAGGUAGUUUAUCAAUAGGAGCGAUUUUACGGUCAGUUCAUAGCGGUGUUGGGAUAGGUUUUGCUGCUGCUAAAGUUGGUGCCUCCGCUGCAACAGCAGCAGCAGCCGUUCUGGCUCCAGUUAGUCUUAUCCUUGACGGAGGAUUUAUGGCAGAAGCGAUUUAUGGCAAGGCAACAGGUAAUCACACCGAAGUCGGGAGGAAACUUGAAUGUUUACGAGUUUUUCAGACUAUUGUUAAUGCGACAUACCGGGGAAACGCUGACUUUAACACAAACAUUGUCGAAAGAAUCAUGCAGAAUGAUUAAGAGGUAAACAUAUGCGAAAAUACCAUCGUUAACAUAAUUCUUAUGGCCGGUGCAAAAUAUGUUUGUUAAUACACACGUAAUUUUAUCUUCAGUUCUUGCAAUAUGAAAAAGACCUUUCUUUUAAAUCUGAAGUCAAUGAUCUUAGUGGAAGGCUAUCUUCUUAUUUUGUCUUUUUUUUCCACCUGUGUAAAAUUGCUUAGCAAUAGUAUAACACUUAUUUGUCAUGUAUCAACCGAGGAGAAUACCGUUAUAACAUCAAGUUUUUAGACAUGAAAAUGCAUUUAAACUUUACAUCACUACUGUGUUUGCACUUUCUGUUGUAUUUUAAAUACGUUUGUAAAUACAUGUAUGUUGUUUUUGUAAUUGUUUAACCCAAAGAUUUCUAAAAUUGUGUUUGAAUAUUUGUCUGGUACCUUAUUAACCACAUAAUUUUUCUGAUUGUGUGAAAGGUAUGUUUAGUUGCCAUUAGUGUGACAGAUAGUCGGUUUAUGCAUGUAUUACUUUGUUGUUUGUUAAAUUUUUGCAUGUUCAUUUUAUGUUUUGAAGAACUUUUUGUUGUUAAAGCAUCGUGUACGAAAUGCUCGGACAAUAAAUUAGUUUCAAUGCAAAUUUUAAAUGUAUUGCAUACUAAAUACAAAAAUUAAGAACAAUAUAGCAUCUGCUUUAGCUGGAGUGUAGUUUGUGACUGUCUUUAGACGUGUUUAAAAAUAAUAAAGACCAAUUAAAACGCAAACCUACCACUUAUAAGCAUCAUGUUCUUAAUCAUUACAGAUACGAUUCUUGAAAGUAGCGCGAUAAAAAGUUCUGGCAGAUAAUUAAAGAAUUAUUGACCAUAUUGGUAUGAGAUCAUAAUAAUAUAAUUUAAGUUUGUAAUGUGUGCACUCUAAUCGAAUUCCACAGCACUUUGAAGAAUUAAACUUUGGCAACACUCUUACAAUAUCCGAAAAUGUUCAAGGUUAGAAAUUCAGUCUUAUUUAGUAAUUUCUUAUAUUUUUUCUUCACAAGUAUAAUGAUUUAAAUGAUUCAAUUAAUAACUUUACUAGUUUUAUUAUGAAUACAUGCAUAUAUUUUGUUUGAAGUUUUAUAUCGUGUAUUAUGAAAUCGUCUAAAAUGCAUUACAACAUUAUGAAAUGUGU